Messenger RNA from Topomyia yanbarensis, 6241 nucleotides. RefSeq names its product zinc finger protein 91-like. Bases 3380 to 5953 code for a protein of 857 amino acids. Gene Ontology annotation, biological process: regulation of transcription by RNA polymerase II. Gene Ontology annotation, molecular function: RNA polymerase II transcription regulatory region sequence-specific DNA binding; DNA-binding transcription factor activity, RNA polymerase II-specific. The transcript is spliced from 4 exons. The record is from RefSeq and is a predicted model, not a curated record. Lineage: Eukaryota; Metazoa; Arthropoda; Insecta; Diptera; Culicidae. Gene Ontology annotation, cellular component: nucleus.
AAAUGGUACAAUUAUGCGUAGAGGGACACUGCUGGUUUAUGCAUAAAUUGUCUUAUGUAUACAGAGAAAUACAACAACAUGGGACAAAUAUGCGUAUGUACUUAACUGCCGUUCUACGCCCAAUUGUCCCAUGUUGCAAAACUGGCAACUGAGAAAAACGCGAUUGAAGAUGAAAAUUGUAUUAGCCAUCUGGAGGGAUACGGUGCGUUGCGUUGCGUUGCGUAAGCACGGUAUACUUCGUAGAUUGCAGACUGAUGACUCUCAUUUCCAGCUAGACUACUUGAGGAGCAUUGUUUGGGAAUAACAAUUGAUCCAGUCCAAGCGAGAAUUUCGCCUGAGAGCCACCAUUGCGGGCCACGACCAUCUUUACCGUAACUUGGGAUGAGAAAGGAAGUGUUGAUGUGGUACUUACUUAACGGAAGGCCCCGACUCAGUGACACUCCCAUAAGUACCACGGAUUGGGUAGUGGGUGGGUUGUUAGUCAGGAUUCGCUUCAAGCAAGCGAUGCGACUGAGAAUAUACUUUCGUGCAUAAGAUGUUUGAAUAGUUUAUUGACUGAAGGAUACGUAAAUGUUCUAGGCGUUUAAACUCUGGGUAAUCGUCUAUCGAAAUUGUUUCAUCGAAAACAACUUGAACUCCGAACAGCCGGCUGUCGGGAGUAUUGUCGACAAUGUAAAAUGGACCGCAAACAAUGAGUUUAAAAGUGGUAUUGUGGAACAUUCAUAAAUUAUGUCACGCAAAGAUUACCCAACACUAACUAAGUCUCUGUCAUAUUACCACGUUAUUUUUAUCCUUGGUCUAAUACGAAUCAAAUGAUUUUAGUUUGUCCUUCAUUUUGUAGUAGCACAUUAAUGCCGCUACUCGCAAAAGUGUUCAUGUUCCAUGGAAUUUCCUAUAUACAUGGCGCAAUCGUGCGUAAAACGGCCGAUUGCGUCAAAGCACAUGACGUGCUUCCCUCCCAUUUAUGUCACAAUUAAUCAUAUCUCUUCCUCCUAAUAGCGUGGCAGAAUUUAUAAAUCGUCCUUAAGCAUAUUGUGAUCCCGUAACUUGAAAUUUUCCACCUCGUUCGAGUAAAUGCUGCGUUCCUAAACGAUAUUAAUGAUGCACGAAUCAAACACCCCCCGUUUCCAAAUAGUACGUACUUAUUCUCAGCUCAGUAUAAUUAACUGAUGAAUUAAUGGACUAAAAGUAAACCAUUAUAUAUGACCAUAAUUUUUUUUUUUUAUGUUGAAAUGAUUGCCGCAAAUUGGUAAUUGGAUUUGAAUUGAUCUUGCGAAUUGUCAAUUCUCCACCCCCAUACAUAAUUCAAUAGUCAUACACUCAGACAAGACCAUGCAUAAUUUCCCACACGCAUUAAAGACCCAGUGGAUUCGUUACCUAGUUGGUCAAAUAAACACUAAACAAACAAAUAACUUAGUUUGCUCAGUCUAAAGAAAUGUCAGCUCGAUUAGCAUCAACCGGCGGAUACGUGUUCCCUUACAAUGCCAUCAAAUGAAAGUACAUUUAAAAUUACAUACGACAAAAUAUGUGCAAUUCAGAAUAUAACGAAAUGAAGAUUGCUUAAUUAUUUGCAUUUAAAAAAAGACCGGAAAAAUUAGUUGCAUAACCAAGGUGGUUCAUUUUCAAAGAUAGCACUGCUGAUGAAUCACUUUAUAAAAAUAGGUGAUAAGGGACGCGGACGAAAAUAGCUGACCACCGCCUUAGCCAUCUGGAGGGAUACGGUGUAACAAAUAAAGCUUUAUUGUCCAAAAUUACGUUCAUGGCAAUCGUUUUCUUUAUAAUCAGUCCAAAUUUUUAUUAUAGAGAUUCAAUUAACGUUAGUUUUUAAGAAAAAUGUUAAGUGGGACUGUCAUGCCGAGAAAUCGAGCGGAAACCGGAAAGUUCUACGCAUAUCAGUCCCAUAACAAUCUAUGUAAAUGAUGCUCAUAACUCAUUUUUUUUACCAAAGUGUAUGUCGUGAGUUUUUCUGUUACUCGGGAGAUUUGUUGCUUUAUCAAAAUUGGACAUAGGGUAAAGUACCUAUUUUUACACUAUUUAGAAGGGUACCUCAUAAGAUCAUUAAUUACUCUGCCUACACUCGAUGGAGUGCAUUAAUUUGGCAUUCACAACCUUGCUUCGUUCUUAAGAACCCAUCUAAUAACACAAAUGGCCUAAAAACGAUGAAAUGCUAGUGUUUGAUCGCAACUAAAGUUCCAAUCGAGUGCUCCAAUUGUCGCCCUACCAUUUGAUCCAAUUUGUUGAACAAAGAUAGCAAACGCUGCACUAACCAACGGCUUCAAAUGGGUAGCGUGAUAAUAGAAACAUUGCGAAAAUAGGCUCAUUAUCCUAGAUGCGUUCGCCAUGUUAUGCAAGCGACGAUAGUAAUGAAGAGCUCUACAGGAUGGUUCUCACUGCUGUGAUUAAUAUUGCCACUGCCAUUUUUAAUGAUCCUGUAUAUUUCCAUCAAUUUUUUCAGUGCCCGACAUCUAGCGUAAUGUACUUCUUAACUAAACGCUACGUAAUUAUUUUUUUAUUGCGCACUUUUUUGGGAUUUUCAUUAGUGGGACAAUUAUGCGUAGAAUAUCAACAAUGGGACAAACAGACUUGGUAUUUUUUCACGAAGUCUUCGAACAAACUUUAUGAUUUGGAUGUGUUUUCUGAAAAUAUACAUCAAAAAUGACUGUUUGGUUAAAAAAAGUGAAAAUGACCAAAAAGCAACAUGGGACAAUUAUGCGUAGAACGGCAGUUAACACGUACACAUAUAAUAUGUGUGCUCUAAAUAGUCAUACCUUGAAGUCGAUAUCUUAAACAAUUGUGUUUAUGUGGUUGUAUUACUUCUCGUUACUGAAGGUAAAAUAAUGCCGGUCGUGUAAAGGGAACAUCUAAACUCUGAUUAUGACCAAUCAAUCAUGUAACAAAUUAGGUCACCGUACACUAGACGAGGUCAUGUUUGGUGAAACGUCUAGUGCAAACACGGUGUACGCAUUGGUUAACUUUGGGUCCGAAAUAAAUCAUUCACCAUAGAUACAGAUCCCCUAAAGCAUCACUAGGUUCAAUGCAUACAUAUUUAACAACAGAGCGGACUCUGCACCACUUGCUAUACCACCUACCAACGACAAUUUAAAAGCGAAACACCCUUUCUCUCGUUGGCUUAAGUUUUCUCUUUCCCUCUCUCCCAAACCUAAGUGUAUCGCAUCAUCGCGCACGACGACCGCCGCCACACGCUGCUUGGUGGGUCGCGCGGCAGUACUUAUUGAAGCACUUUUGCCCUAUAUUCGACGGGCGCGCGCUCGUUCGUCGAUUCGUUCACUCGCGCUUUGGCCCAGAUAUUAAUUGGAAUGAUCAACAUGCAGUGAAACAGCAACAAAAAAAAGUAGUGUUGUGAAACGACGGCGAGAAAAUGGAAUCCACCGGCAGCAGCAGCAGCAGCAGCAAGGGAAACGUCGAGCAGAUCAAGGUUGAGCCGGAUUUUUACUUUCCCAUUGGAGAGAACUACGGCCACGAGGAUGACGACUACGUCGAUGGUGGCGAUGGUGACGAGUUCGACGACGAGGAGGAGGAGCUGCAAUUCCAUCAGAUCGAUCUGGACAGCCCGGUGAAGCAAAAGUUAGUGCAAGAGACCACUUUUACGGUGAUAAGUGACGAUAGUAGUAAGGAGAAACUGUAUGAGUGUAAAGUUUGUGGGAAAACGGUGUCCAAUUCGAGCCACCUUCAACGACACCAAAGGAUUCAUAAUGGGAAUAAGCCCUAUGCUUGCAAAUACUGCGAUAAGGCGUUUAUUGAAUCUUCCAGCUUGAAAGUUCAUCUUAGAACUCAUACCGGAGAGAGGCCAUACCGGUGCGAGAUUUGCAACUUCUCGUCGGCACAAUCCUGCAAUCUGCAAUCGCAUUACCGACGCACUCACGGAGUCGACCCAAAAACAGAUCCGCAACUGUUCAACCAACUCCGUCAGCAAUCAUCGACGGCGGAUAGUGCCAGCCCCACCAGCUCUGAGAUGGUUCCACAAUCAUCGGCUUCCUGGGCUCAACAAACGAGGGCGCUGCCCAAGCUGCUACCGAAACCACCCGGUCAAGGUAAUCAACCGUUCAAGUGUUGCGUGUGCGAGGAGCCGUUUUUCGACAGGGAUCUUCUGUUGAUUCAUGAGGAAACUCAUGUCCCGGAGGCACCGUUCGAAUGUCGCCACUGUAGCAAUAUUUAUUCUAUUCUGGCGGUUUUCCGGUCCCACGUGAACUUGCAUCGCGUCAGCCUCAAGAUGGGAGUCGCUAGCGGUAAUCCAUCACUUAGGAAUCCUCAGUCCGGAAUCCGACUUCACCCAAAUGGGCCGGUGGCGACACGAAAGGUGCCCACUGAUACCACCAACACUAACAAUGUGCUGAAUGCCAACCAACCGUUCGUUCCGAGCAACGACAGCCAAUAUCCUUACAAAUGCGUCGAGUGUAAGGAAAAUUUCCAGAAGCAGCAACUUUACUAUCACAUGAAAGUACAUCUCAAACAGAAAAACAUAUUCUCGAAAAAAAGUCUGAAGUGUGACAAAUGCGGAAAAGUGUUCGAGAAAGAAUUGACACUGAAAAAGCACAUGGAUACGGCUCAUCCUUCAGUUUCCAGCGCUUCUAGCGGGAACCCGUUGCUGCUGGAAGCUCUUCAAGCUGACACCAGAUCCCUAUCGCCUUCCACCUCACCUUCCAACAUAACAGCGAUGCCAUCCGAGGUAAAUCUCUUGCCAGCAGAGGUUAAAGUGAAAGAGGAAGAACCGGAAAGUUCGCUCGGUGACGACCAAGUGAACUCAACAGUGUCCGAUAAUCCUAUCUUGACGCAAUUGCUGAAUACAAGCAGUGAACUCACCAUCAACCCAACCAACAGCACCUCUCGCGAUGGUUCACCCGUUGAUCCAGCCAGCACGGAGGGUGGAUUCGUGAUCAGUGCAGUGGCCACGGUCGAUCAUAGUUUCCUCGAGCAGCUAGACGCAAUGGAGCGUAGUCAGGUUAAUCAGCAGCAACAGCAGCAGCCCACAAACGAACCACUAGUACAACAAAUGCCUCCGCUUCGACGAAUGCCCGUGCUUGAAGAAAGCCUUCGCCGUCCACCGGUUACCCCUGUCAACCACCACACAGCUACAUCCAGACCACUCAACUCCGGCCCGUACCGCUGCUCCUUUUGUGCAAAAGUGUUCAACGAGCACUUCGGGCUGCGACAGCACAUACGCGCCAUGCACUACUCAGAAAAGCACCACAAAUGUAAGGAAUGUGGUAAAAAGUUCACGCUUGGAAUCACCCUGGCGACUCACCUCAGAAUACACACGGCCGUUCAACCGUUCACGUGCAUCGUGUGCUACAAAACGUUCACCAGGUCAGCCUCUCUCAAUGGCCAUCUAUCGUCGCAUUCCUACGGUCGGGUCAAAUGUGCCGAAUGUGGCGAGUAUCAGAUCAAUGUGUUCAACUAUAUGAAGCACAUCGAAAAAUUCCACCCGGACUUCAUGAAUAAUGUUGCGUCCUACAGAGAGAAGGCAGAAGCAGUACUCCAGAGACGUAGAGAUUUGAUUCUGGAAAUCACUCGGGGACUGGCAAAACAUCGCUCGGAGAUGCCCAAUGUGCUGGCUCGUCUGCGAGGUGAGGUGUCGGGAAUGGAUGACACCGUGCCUAAAAUGCGGAUUGAAAUCAAACAAGAACAGUCCGGCGACCAUGAGGAGGUAAGUUCAAGUGAGCAAGUCGUGAUUAAAAAGGAACGCGCUGACUCCAGCCAGUCUGAAGUUGUUAGCUCGGCAUCGGAAGAACGCGACCUUCCAGCACUCCGGGCUGAAUUGAGAAAGCGUCCGCUCAGAAGCAACACGUGCUCUAAUGACCUGGAAGAGCUGGUCUUACCACCUGCAAGGAAGUCACUCCGAACAGCAGCGAAUUCUUCGCCGAAUCUUAAGCGAUUGCUAGAGCAAGACAAUUCCUCUUCGAGCGAGGACGUUUCCCAACAAGAGGCGCUGUGAAAUAAAGAUAUUUAUAGAUGCAUGGAUACUUCUAUUUCUUAAGCUAUUGCACAUUGAUUUAAACACCCUCAAAGGUUUCGUGCUAGGAAUUCUGCUUGUAAGAUGUCGGACUCCGAUUUUGAAUUCGGAAAUCGUAAACUAAAUUCCUAGUGGAUUUCGAAAAGAUAACAUAAAAAUAUAAGAAUUAGAAUUAUAUUUAGUAUAUCAAAAUACCAAGUUCAAAAAUAUACGACUUGCUUGUGACCUUUGUUUUGUUUAGAAAUAAGAGUAAAAAAUAAAUUUGAUAAA